AUGCGUCUAUAUUGCGCGUUCACCCUGUGCACAUCUGUCCUAGGAGUCUUCGGACAGGCUCGUGCCGAACCCGCAAACCGGAACGCCACCCAAGCGCUCCUCGACAAUGGUGUAGCAAGCUCUAUAAUCUCAUCGUUAACGGAACAAUUGAACAAGAAAUCACCCUCCACAUGCUCAGUCGCUUGCAAUACACUCAAAGCAGUAUUCGGUAGCGACGACGUUCUCCUCCAGGAUGAAGCUCAGUACAAAUAUCUCUCAUCUGCAUAUUGGUCACAGCAACAAGCCUUGGUGACACCUAUCUGUAUCUUUACUCCAUCCAAAGCUAUUGACGUUUCCACACUAGUGCUCAUUUCGCAACUUUCACAGUGUCCAUUCGCGGUUAAGAGCGGUGGACAUGCUGCUUUUAGCGGAGCUUCGAAUAUCGAAGACGGCAUCACUGUUGUGCUUGAGAAGAUGAAAAAUAUUGAGCUAUCAAAGGAUAAAAAGACAGCUGCAAUUGGUCCUGGCAAUAUUUGGUAUGAUGUGUACACCACACUCGAGUCUCAUAAUUUGGCUGUAAUCGGUGGACGCGUGGCUGCUAUUGGAGUUGGGGGCUUGACACUUGGAGGUGGUAUUUCAUUCUUCUCCAAUAUUCAUGGCUGGGCCUGUGACAGCGUUGUGUCCUUCGAGGUAGUCACAGCUUCAGGCGUUGUGCUAGAUGUCAGUGCUGCGAAGCAUUCGGACCUAUUCUGGGCCCUCCGUGGCGGAGGAAACAACUUCGGCAUCGUCACCAAAUUCACACUGAAGACGUUUCCCCAGGGCCAAAUGUGGGGUGGGGGAAAACAAAUACUCGAGCCUGGAUUUCCUGCUGUCAUCAAAGCCUUCUACAAUCUGGGGAUGAAUGCUGCUAGCGAUCCGAACGCUGGCCAAAUUCUCUCCUUUGCCUAUGUCCAAAACACCCGAAUCGCAAGUGCUGACUUGCAGUAUGCGAACCCCAUAGCGAACGCUGCAAUCCUGGCCGAAUAUAUGGCAAUUCCCUCUAUCGGUGACACUACGAAGGUCCGCUCGCUGGCCGACCUGACCGUGCAGUUCAAUUCAUCCAACCCGAGUGGUCUUCGAGAGACGUAUUGGGCCGCAACAUUCAAGCUUGAUGAGGACAUGACUACCUUUAUCAAAGAUAUCUUCUUCGAAGAAAUCUCUCUGAUUGCAGAUGCAUCAGCACUCAUUCCUGCAGCCACUCUUCAAGUAAUCACCACACCGCAGUUAGAGAAUAUGGAACGCAAUGGGGGCAAUGCUUUAGGUCUCAGCGCGAAGUCAGGGCCCUUCAUCCUCCUGAAUCUGAACAAUAUGUGGGCUGAAGCCGGGGAUGACGCCAGAGUUUUGAAGGCAAAUGCCAACAUCAUCCAGCGCACCGUUGCGGAGGCAAAGCGAAGGAACCUACACCAUGAAUACAUCUACAUGAACUACGCCAGCCAGUUCCAGGCCGUCAUCCCCAGUUAUGGCGCCGAGAACCAACGGAAACUAAAAGCUAUCGCCCGCAAAUACGAUCCUACGGAGGUGUUUCAACGUUGGCAGCCUGGCUACUUCAAGCUAGAUGGGUCACCUAGUAUACUGUCAUGAUAUGAAAAUGUGG
Messenger RNA from Aaosphaeria arxii CBS 175.79, 1612 nucleotides. RefSeq names its product FAD-binding domain-containing protein. Lineage: Eukaryota; Fungi; Ascomycota; Dothideomycetes; Pleosporales. The coding region runs from base 1 to 1599 and encodes 532 amino acids. The transcript is spliced from 3 exons. The record is from RefSeq and is a predicted model, not a curated record. Gene Ontology annotation, molecular function: FAD binding.